CUCCUAAAAAGGAGAGAGUUGUUAAGUUUAAUUUUUAUAAUUUUUAGUUCUGUUGAUAAUUUCAUAAAACAAUAAUCAAAUACAUUUUUCAGCAUUUAAGGAAACAUUUCAAGUUAGUACCAGUAGUGAUGCUGUUAACUAUACCAUUUAUUCUAUUGAUCGUAGUAAAAUAUGGACGUUUCGAUCAAGCAUUACAAAUAAACUUUGGCUCCAGUCCAUCCGAAGAGUGUACGCGUAUUAUGGGUGGCUAUACUUGCAGGUCGCAACCGAAAAAUGUAGGUGACGAUUUGAUACAGCUAAAAAUAGUGUCUCCUCGAACUAAAGGUUAUUGCGGUGCCAGCUUAAUCGCUUCGAAAUGGGUAUUGUCCGCAGCCCAUUGCUUUUACGAUCUAGACAACGGACCAUUCUUUGCUGUUAAAGUUAAUAACAUACAUAAGGUGAAGCCUGUUAAAGUAAAAGAAGUAUUUAUUCAUCCGGAAUACGAAACAAAACAUUACCGAAAUGAUAUAGCUCUUGCAUAUUUAGAGACUUCUUUGAGGGGCCCAUUUUUAAAAAUAAAUACGGUUAAGACAGAAUUGCCAUGUACAAUUGCUACAGCUAUGGGAAUGGGGAGACUUGGUACGGAUCCUUCGGCAAAGAAUCCCUCUGAACCCAUGUGUUUAAACGUAUCUAUGCUAAGCAUUCCUCACUGCUCAUUACUGAAUGGAAUUCCUACUAGAUUCAUGGAGAGGAAGUACUGUACGACCCCAGGAUGCUAUCAUGGUGAUUCAGGAGCACCACUUUUAUGUAACGAUAUACAGGUUGGUAUCGUGGGGACUACAGACAAAAAGGCUACCAAACCGGUCCUUUAUACAAGAGUAGACAUAUUUUAUGAGAGUUUUAUUCGGCCAGUAACGAAGUAUGAACUCUAAGUGGAAAAGUAAUUUUAAAACGAAAACUGUAGGUCAAAGAACACUUAAUUGUUUUUUUUUAUCUUGCUCAUUGUAUCUGUUUUAAUUUGUCAAAUAAAUAUUUUAUAUUGUG
Psylliodes chrysocephalus is the source of this 1023-nucleotide messenger RNA. The record is from the annotation of a GenBank genome assembly. NCBI's taxonomy places the organism in Eukaryota, Metazoa, Arthropoda, Insecta, Coleoptera, Chrysomelidae.